Messenger RNA from Ostrinia furnacalis (Asian corn borer), 1598 nucleotides. RefSeq names its product facilitated trehalose transporter Tret1-2 homolog. The record is from RefSeq and is a predicted model, not a curated record. Gene Ontology annotation, molecular function: sugar transmembrane transporter activity. Gene Ontology annotation, biological process: carbohydrate transport; transmembrane transport. The transcript has 9 exons. Bases 53 to 1363 code for a protein of 436 amino acids. Lineage: Eukaryota; Metazoa; Arthropoda; Insecta; Lepidoptera; Crambidae. Gene Ontology annotation, cellular component: membrane.
ACCAUAGACUUUUCUUCCAGCGAACAUCGUGGUGGCCACUACGGGUUACUCCAUGGGAUGGACGUCGCCCGUGAGCCCCAUACUUGGCAACCUGACCCAGUCCCCUCUGCCUGAGAAGGUGACGGCAGACCAGACCGCGUGGAUCGGGUCUUUGCUCACAGUGGGAGCCAUAUUUGGUCCCUUCGUCGGAGGUUUCGCAGCGUCAAAGAUUGGCCGCAAAUGGGGUCUCCUAAGCUCCUCCAUCCCUCUCUUCGUGGGUUGGAUCCUCAUCGCGGCGGCCACCAAUGUCGGCCUCAUCUACGCCGGAAGAAUCUUCUGGGGUCUCGCUGUGGGAAUGAUCUUCACUAUUUCUCCUAUGUACUGCGCUGAGAUUGCUACGGACGAGUCUCGAGGAGCUCUCGGCUCUUUUCUCCAGGCCUUCAUCACAGUGGGUUUCCUGCUCGUCUACGGUAUCGGGCCCUUCAUAUCGUACUCGGCCAUCGCGUACGUGGGCGUGGCCUUCGUCGCGGUCUUCUGCAUAGCUUUCUUCUUCAUGCCUGAGACGCCUACGUACCAUCUGAUUAACAACAACAAAGAGGCAGCAGCGGAUUGCCUGUGCACCAUCCGCGGCAGGUCUCGCGCGGGCGUCCAGGCCGAACUGGACCUUAUGGCCGCCGACGUCGCUGCUAGUCAGGAGAAAACUGCCACGAUUGCUGACAUCUUCCGCGGCAGCAACUUCAAGGCGUUCUACAUUUCCUGCGCGCUGGUGUUCUUCCAACAGUUCUCGGGCAUUAACGCGGUGCUGUUCUACAUGACUGACAUCUUCACGGCGGCUGGGUCCACCCUAGAACCCGCCAUUGCUACCAUCAUCAUUGGAGCUGUGCAGCUAAUGGCAUCCUGCAUCACUCCCUUCGUAGUGGACAGACUGGGCAGGAGGAUUCUUCUGCUGAUCUCGAGCUGUGGAACCGCUAUUGGUCUAGGUCUCCUCGGCAUGUACUUCUUACUAGCUGCCCAGAAGAGUCCCAUAGCUGAGACGAUCAGCUUCUUGCCGAUCCUGGCUCUCGUGCUCUUCAUCCUGACCUACUGCUGGGGGCUGGGUCCCUUACCGUGGGCCGUCAUGAGCGAGCUGAUGCCUGUCGAAAUCAAGUCGGUCGCCGCGCCCCUCGCUACGGCUUUCUGUUGGGGGCUUUCCUUCUUGAUCACCAGGUACUUCAACGCAAUCGCGUUGGCUGUGGGCAUGUACACGGCGUUCUGGAUCUUCGGCAUCUGCUGUGUCGGGGCCUUCUUCUUCACUCUCUUCGUCGUGCCCGAGACCAAGGGCAAGAGCUUCACAGAAAUCCAGGAUAUCCUCGCUGGAAGAACAAGCAAAUCAGAGAAGGCUUAAACUAGAAAAGACAAAUUUGCGAAUGUUCAUCGUUACUACUUAAUAUUAUGCUAUUUUAUAUCGCUAGAGUUUAUAGUAUCGUUGUUUUAAAUGACACGUCAUUUAAUGAAGCGUGUGCCGUAUAAGUAUGUCCAAAGAGGUAUAAAUAUAAACUUAUUUUGUAAGGAAUAGGUAUUUAAAAAGAUAACUAUAAUUUAUUCAUACAAAAAACGGCAUAUUCUGAAAGGCAUCACAG